AGUGAGCAGGAUUCAACAUCUUCUAGCAUGUGGACACGUUAGCUGAAGUACGUAUUGUAAGUCACUGUGCUCGGUGGUUGUAUUUUAACGAAGGUAGUCACUUAAUUUCACAGAAAUGUUGAUAUUUUGUCCGAAUAUUGACAAAUUCUGACACAAUUUGACAUCUUUGUAGUUGGACCUUCAAGUGAGUGAGACCAGAAAUUGCUUUUUUCGCCAUACGAGAAGACGAAGACGUUUGAAUUGGGACAGACGUUGUGACGUAUUCAGCCAAUUAGAAUUAGCAAACUGCUGAUGGUUAUUUAUUAAAUAUGUGAAGACAAUCCGCCUCAGAGAUCUAGAACGAUCUAGAACGUUCCAUUCCAAUCAGCAACGAGCAGUCCAGCUAGGUCUUCCGCCAUGCUGGGCCCCCAGAGACAGGACCCCCCCCCCCCCUCACACACACCCCGGCCCUUGGACAGUGGCGCGUCACGUUUCCACGAACACAAGAAGCUCGUUUUAAAAUAGACGAUGACCCAGUCCACCCCCUCAUCGGACCCCCACCACCCUCCUGCGUGCCCGGCUCUGCCCGCUGGUUCUGUCUUUCAGUGUGUAGGUGAGAGUACAGUCGCCCGAGCAGGUUCGCGCAGGGAAGCUCAAGAAGAACCAGAACCGACACCUCGGGACUCGCCAGGGAAGAGGGGUCUCCCCAAAACCUGAGUCUCCGCCCCCCUCCUCAGUCUCCGCCUCCCCCACCACCCCAAGCAGCCAUGAGUCGCAGCAUCGUGCGGCAGAGCAAGUUCCGCCACGUCUUCGGCCAGGCGGUCAAGACCGAGCAGGGCUACGACGACAUCCGCGUGUCCAAGGUGACGUGGGACAGCUCCUUCUGCGCGGUCAACCCAAAGUUCCUAGCCGUCAUUGUGGAGUCCAGCGGGGGCGGAGCCUUCCUGGUCCUACCACUCGCCAAGACAGGGCGUGUGGACAAGAACUACCCUCUGGUCAUAGGACACUCUGGGCCUGUCCUCGACAUUGACUGGUGUCCUCAUGAUGACAACAUUCUGGCCAGCGGCUCAGAGGACUGCACCGCUAUGGUGUGGCAGAUUCCUGAUCACUCGCUGAUCCGCCCCAUCACAGAACCUGUGGUGGUCUUGGAGGGCCACUCCAAACGUGUCGGCAUCGUCAGCUGGCACCCGACCACACGCAACAUCCUACUCACCGCAGCCAGCGACAACCUGGUCAUUAUCUGGAACGUGGGGACGGGCGAGCCCCUCAUGUCCAUGGACGACCACCCUGACCUCAUCUACAGCAUCAGCUGGAAUCGCAACGGAAGCUUCUUCUGCACCACCUGCAAAGACCGCCGCCUGCGCGUUUGCGACCCCCGCAAGGCCGAAGUAGUGGCGGAACGCUUGGCGCCUCACGAGGGCAUCCGACCAAUGAGAGCCAUCUUCACCCGAGACGGGAACAUCUUCACCACCGGAUUCACCAGGAUGAGCCAAAGAGAACUCGGACUCUGGGACCCGACCAAUUUUGAGGAACCCAUCGCCCUGUUGGAGCUGGACACAAGUAACGGCGUCUUAUUACCGUAUUACGACCCAGAUGCCAACAUGGUCUACCUGUGUGGAAAGGGAGACAGCAGCAUCCGUUAUUUUGAGAUCACGGAGGAGCCGCCCUACGUGCACUACCUCAACACCUUCAGCAGCAAGGAGCCACAGAGGGGGAUGGGCUUCAUGCCCAAAAGAGGCGUGGACGUCAGCAAGUGUGAGAUUGCCAGGUUGUACAAGCUGCACGACAAGAAAUGUGAGCCCAUCACCAUGACCGUGCCCAGAAAAUCGGACCUUUUCCAGGACGACCUGUACCCAGACACGGCGGGGCCUGAACCCGCCAUGGAGCCCGAAGAGUGGCUGGACGGCCGCGAUGAAGACCCCAUUCUGAUGUCCAUGAAGGAGGGCUACGUGCCACCAAAGAGCAGAGAGCUCAAAGUGGCCAGGAAGAACGUGCUAGAUUCCAGACCCGCCCCCCGACGCAGCAUGUCCACAUGUGACGCCGCCAGCCUGCCGCCUCAACUCCUUGAAAGGCUGGUGGAGGAGAUCCAGAACCUAAAGGCCACAGUUUUGUCUCAGGAGAAGAGAAUCUGUGACUUGGAGAACAAACUCUCACAGUACACCAACGGCACAGCCUGAGCUCCCCCCCUCCCCUCCCCUGCAGAACCUCUACUUGUGGACUGUUCUGAAGUGCUAAGCAAAACUGCAGUGGCACGGCGGUCCAGUGCUGGAACAUAAUCCACAUUGCAGUGUGAACAUAACGGACCUGAAACUCUUUUUAGUGUUUUUAUUUGAAGGAGCAACAAGGGCUGAAGGUUUGAGGGACGCACCGAGCCGACUAAGUCAACAUAAAGGACUUCCUGCCCGGAAAAUCCAACGUCUCGUGAAAGUAAGUAAGAAGCCUUUUGUUUUUGCUGCUUUUCGUCGGCUCGUCUCACAACAUGACGACAAGGUGUAAAUAGACAAGGACAAAGAAGAGAAAGCGUUUUCAACUUGUAGCAAAAUGGAACAAAUGUCAAGAAUUAGACAUGACUAAAAUAAAAGUGUUUUUUAUUAAAUAUUAACCUUUCAUUUGUGUAAAACAUUUGCUGUCAACGUGUUCUUUAGAGAGUUUGGCUUCAGUGAUCAGACAAAGACAAAUCUAUUUUUCCCAUAAAAAAUCAUGUCAAUCCAAGCAAGAUGAUUUCAAGCUGCAGCACCGAUGUUGGCCUCUAGGGGCAGACAAACCCCAAAGACGAUUAAGCAUUGGUUGCCACAGCGACGAUUCCUUGAGCUCACUACAGGCUCUGUAGGAGGCCGAGCGCCAGGCUGAGCACACAUGCGAGGUGCACCUUAUUGAACAAAGAGGCCACGCCCGCUGUGGUCUGGAAGGCGUUGACGGUGCACGUGUCCGUGUUGCCCACGCGGUCCACCACCAGCAGCGCCAGGUCGGGGGCAUUGCAGGUCGCGUUGUAGGUCACCAGCGUGAUGUUCUCAUUGCUGUCCGACGGACCCAUGUCCAGUGUUCCGUUGCCUUGUGUGAGCGUGACCUGAUCCACGCCCGUGCCGUCCGUGCCGUCACUCACACGCAGGGACACCUCCCAUGUGAUGUUGCUGCAGUUGUGAAUGCAGUUGACGAUGGAAAGGACUUCACACACGGGAGGGCUAAAGUCCAUCACCUGAAGGAGAAGAGAAGUGGUAAGAGGACGUUUGUGAUGUAGAAAAUACAGCGGUGCCUACAGUGUUGAAGACGGUGAUCCUCAGGACAAUGUAGUUGGUUUCCUGACUUCCGGUACCCUCGAUCUCAAUGGUGAGGGUGAUGGUAGUACCCGAAGGCGUGUUGAGCGGGGCAGAGACGAUGACGGUGUCGUUGGUUGUUUCUCCUUGUUGCAGCAGUAUAGUGCUGGGAGCGCUGGUGGUAAAGCGCUGGUCGUUGGUUGUGACCCUGACGGAGAAAUUACCUCCGGCUCCCGUUGUGGUGGCGGAAAAAUUCACGGCGAGGUUGGUCCCGGGCACCAGGUUUCUGUCAACCUCGGCCUAAACACACAGCCAUGACGCUCAGUAAACUUCAUGUCAUGGGAUGGAAGAUGGCGAUGUUGGACUCUCACCUCGAUGGUCACACUGGACGCUUGAAAGUUGGUUGGCAACUGCCUUCGGAAGUUGAAGGUUGUCCCAGUGGUAGCGUUGACAUCGCUUCCGGUAAUGCGCACAACAAAUGGCACGGAUGGAAAUUCGUCGACAUGAACGAGGAACUGACCGCUCCCCUGCGGUACCACAGUGCCUUCGACCACUCCCGUACCCCCCACCUCCACCAGCAUGACCUCAGUGACGCUGGCGGUGUCGCUACCCGUUAGCGUCACCAGCAGGCUACCAUUGGUGCCUUCAAACAAAAGAAACCAUUUACAAGUCUGACUGGAAGGGACAGUUGGAAUUUUUUCCACAUGAAGUUGUAGGACAUCCCAGCAGCAGUGUAGUACAUCAAGUGUGACUUACUCCGCACUUGGUCCCAUGAGUUCCGGAAAGUAGUUCCGGCUCGUUGGUGGGGUCACAUGAGUAAAGCGUUUGCAAUACAUUUGCAUCACAAAACCACUGUCCACAAAAAAAGUCAGACCUCAAAAUCCAUCUGCAUUAUUUUCUCUCCACAGUUCAUAGUUCUCCGGAACUAGUUCAGAGUUCACGUCACACAGUAUGAAGAUGAAUAGUUCACGUUCAUAAUUCAUCAUUUCAAUUUCAACUUGUUCACUGUUUACAAUGAUGUAUGGGAGAACAAUAUCGACAAUAAAUUGGUUUUCUUUAUAUACUGUAUGCUUUAUAGCCUAUGCAUGU
Doryrhamphus excisus (bluestripe pipefish) is the source of this 4322-nucleotide messenger RNA. It is a transcript of the gene coro6, whose product is annotated as coronin 6. Lineage: Eukaryota; Metazoa; Chordata; Actinopteri; Syngnathiformes; Syngnathidae. Gene Ontology annotation, biological process: actin filament organization; cell migration. The record is from RefSeq and is a predicted model, not a curated record. Gene Ontology annotation, molecular function: actin filament binding.